CUCGGCGAAUGUGGUAGCCGUGCCGGCGCGCAUUGUGAUUUGUGAAAAUUUAUGUAAUGACGAUUUAUUGAACGAUAUGUGCUGUUGUGUUAGCUGCCAGUAUGUGGAUGUGUAGGUUUGCCGCCUUCUUGAUAUUGAUGUUGCAGUCCACAGUUAUCUAUGGAUACGAAAGUUCAGAUAACUUGACAACCAUAGCCCCUUUCACCCUUGCUCCCUGUUCACCCCUGUUUCCUGGCGAUGUAGACUUCCACACCGUCGACCUUAUCGCCGUCUACCGCCUGGACCAAUCCGACACGACCGGAGUGACACUCGUUCAGGGCUCCCAGGACUUGCAGAGGGCGUACCGGAUCGGAGACGGGGCCAAUCUUACCAUGCCAUUGAAACAAGUGUUUCCCGCGGGUCUACCUCAGUACUUCAGCGUCGUGGCUACCUUCAACGCUCAUGAUCAGCGCCGUCCCUGGAGCAUAAUCAAGGCUAGAUCUGAUUCCGGACUUGUAUUCUCUGUGACGUUGCUGCCUUAUAUGAGGAAGAUAUCGGUUUAUGUGGAGAAGAAGAGGAUCAUUUUCGGCAGUAGAUUGUUAUUCUUCCCUGGGUGGCAUAAAGUGCAUGUGGCCUUGACCAACAAUACAGUGCGAGUUGCUGUCGAUUGUGUUGAACUUCAACCGGAGAUGGUGACCGACUAUGACUUCAGCAAUGUGACUACAGUCACCAUAGCUUCUAAUGACGACGGCACUCCUACCCCAAUAGAUCUUCAGUGGCUUUCCCUAAGUUGCAACCAAUUCAACCUGACUGAAGACAGCUGCGAAGAAAUUGAUGAGCCUGAGAAUUUGCUAGCAUCGUCGCCUCAGAUUUUCGGAUCGAGUUCCCUUUCAUUAGAAAACCCAUUACCACAAAUGACCUGCAACACAUCUUGUCCAGCUGGGCCAGUAGGACCUCCGGGUCCAAAAGGAGAAGAUGGACCAAGAGGAUUGCCUGGUAUAAGAGGAAUACAAGGUAUGCCUGGUAUAGCAGGCGUUUCUGGUUUGAAGGGAGAAAAGGGAAGCUUAGGAUCACCUGGACCACCAGGCGUUCCUGGCACCGCAGUAUAUAAUGAACCUCGCAUUGGGCCUCCGGGCAUGCCCGGACCGGCAGGUGCUACGGGUAAAACAGGAAGUAAGGGACAAAAAGGAGAACCAGGUGAACCAGGCUUAGUUGGAUUGGCAGGACCACCAGGUGAAGACGGCCGCGAUGGAGAACCAGGUCCAGCAGGUCUUCCGGGUCCUAUAGGACCUCCUGGUUCACCGGGUGCACCUGGCACUGCAGUUUUUAACGCGAGUUGGGUACAAGAAUUAAAAGGGGAUAGAGGACCUCCAGGCAGACCAGGGAGAGACGGUGCUGAUGGUUUAGUUGGACCACGAGGGAUGGAUGGAAUGAGAGGUCCCCCUGGUUUACCUGGUAAAGAGGGUCUUAUGGGGAUGACUGGACCUAUGGGACCUCCUGGGCUAGCUGGGUUGCCUGGUAGUGCAGGAGUUAGCGGCGCUGAAGGCCCUCCGGGUCCAAUAGGUCCACCUGGAUUGCCUGGCCUACCAGGUCCACCAGGAAAGCCAGCGUAUGCAAGUGUGAUUACAGCUAUGCCGGGGCCACCUGGCCCCGUGGGGCCAAAAGGCGAGAAAGGUGAGCAAGGUUACCCUGGACUUCCCGGCCAAGACGGCAAGGAUGGCUAUCCUGGGACCCCCGGGAACCCUGGGCCUCCAGGGUUACCAGCGCCGUAUAAUAUAGUACAGCCCCAAUCGCCAACAUUAUCAGAACAUGAAGUUAGAAAUAUAUGUGAAGAUCUCAUAAGAGUAAGGCUGCAAGAGGCUCUGGCUGAGUUGUCCAUACACCAGGCCGUUUUGAGGCGAGGACCGCCUGGAAAACCAGGGCCACCUGGACCGCAAGGGACGCAAGGCGAGCCAGGGGAAAUCGGGCCCCGUGGGUACCCCGGGGAAACGGGGGAGCCUGGCAGGCCCGGCGCCCCGGGGCUGGCGGGGGGCAAGGGGGACAAGGGGGAGAGGGGUCCUGAAGGAGUCGGGGUACAAGGACCCGAGGGGCCUAGGGGGCUCCCAGGUCCUGUUGGACCUCCUGGGGCCGAAGGGAGAAGAGGAGACCGUGGUGAGCCUGGAAGAGAAGGGAGUAUCGGCCCCCGUGGAGUCCCAGGUCCUAGGGGAUCAUGCGAAUGCCCCUCUGCGGCCUUCUACGCGUACGCUCCGACAGGGAAUGUGAAAGGACCCUAAAUCUUGUACUUACUUAGAAAAAAAAUAAG
Amyelois transitella is the source of this 2281-nucleotide messenger RNA. RefSeq names its product collagen alpha-1(IX) chain. The transcript has 23 exons. The record is from RefSeq and is a predicted model, not a curated record. The coding region runs from base 102 to 2252 and encodes 716 amino acids. Lineage: Eukaryota; Metazoa; Arthropoda; Insecta; Lepidoptera; Pyralidae.